Ruditapes philippinarum (Manila clam) is the source of this 1101-nucleotide messenger RNA. RefSeq lists its product as uncharacterized. The record is from RefSeq and is a predicted model, not a curated record. The coding region runs from base 1 to 498 and encodes 165 amino acids. The transcript has 4 exons. NCBI's taxonomy places the organism in Eukaryota, Metazoa, Mollusca, Bivalvia, Venerida, Veneridae.
AUGCCAGUCAUUUUCCCAUAUGAGUUUCAGUUGGCGACCAUGAGUAACUGUUUAUCUGAUGUAUUUCAAGAGGGAAAAGAACGGCAAUGUUCAAGAUACCACUACGAGGCUCAAACUUUGGAAAGAAUUAUCAGGGCUGAGAUUGAUCUAGUAGCUGUGAAAAAUAUUGUUACAAAUAUUGAAGAAAAGACAGAAAAAGUAAAGAACGAAAAGAACGACGAACUGUCAAGACUCGCUGAAAAAAUGGACAUAUUGCAAAAGAAAAUGAACAAUUUAGUAAGGAACAUAUCCGAAACGAAGGUUGCGAAAGAAGGGUCGACGACCAGUUCUAUGUGGAAGUUUUGUACAUCAUGCAAGACGACGUGCAGCGACGUGGAAAAUUCAGAAUGUAAAUGGAUGGCAUGUAAAUGUAAACCUGGUCUGAGCUACCACCAUGCCACGAGGAAAUGUCUACCAGACUGCGGAGAUUUUGGGUAUGGUAACACUUACCAAGUUUAAAUCGAUACAAUUUUAGAAGGUUUUAAUACUAAAGUAAUUCACACUAUUUCGUUAGAGGAUUGUGUCCAAAGGUGUAAUAUGGAAAAAAGCUUCGUUUGUAAAACGGUAGAGUAUCACAAGCCAAAGCAAGAGUGUCAUUUGUCAGUGGAAACUCUUUACACAAAGCCAGAGGUUCACAAGACGAAUAAGAAUGAAUAUAUUACUUAUACCAGAGACUGCAACUAGGACUGUGAUCCAAGAAUGUAUCAAGUUAUCUCGACUUGGCUUAAUGUUCACUAAAAGAAUAUUAGGAUCGAAUUUUUCUGAUUUUGUAUUCAUGGCGUUAUAAUAAUUACGUCAAUAAAAUAAGACAACAAUAUUUUUGUAAAUAUGCAAAGUCAAGACGCUUUUGAUUUGCAAGGAAUGUCCAUAUUUUUUGGGAUAUAAUUAGGGAAUAGCAAAAUGAAAACAAAAUACAAUAAUAAAUAUAUCAAUAAAGUUUCAAUUUAAAGAUGAAGGUAGAUUUAUAUUUUGAUCAACUUUUAAAUGUGAAUAUUCUAAGCUUGUUGUAAUAUUGUAGUUUUACACUGUAUUUUUUUAAAAUAAAAUAUCUUCACUUUCUUA